This is a messenger RNA of Spea bombifrons (plains spadefoot toad), 1272 nucleotides long. RefSeq names its product D(4) dopamine receptor-like. The transcript has 2 exons. The record is from RefSeq and is a predicted model, not a curated record. Lineage: Eukaryota; Metazoa; Chordata; Amphibia; Anura; Pelobatidae. Gene Ontology annotation, biological process: G protein-coupled receptor signaling pathway. The coding region runs from base 1 to 1272 and encodes 423 amino acids. Gene Ontology annotation, cellular component: membrane. Gene Ontology annotation, molecular function: G protein-coupled receptor activity.
AUGUUGACCUUCUUGCUCAAAGCCUUUUCAAAUGUAUCUGCCUGGAAUGCAAGCAACGCUGGGGUUGGCCAGGACCAGCUGGCAGAUAGGUGGUGGAGUCCUGGAGAAGAUCAUGCGCUUAAAAUUGGAAUCAUCACUGCCCUUGGUUGUCUGAUAAUCUUGGGGAAUUCAUUUGUUCUCUUUGUCAUUGCAUCCUCUGUGUCUGGAUGGUCUCGCAACAGCCGCUACAUCCUAAUUUCCUUGACUGGCACAGAUGUCACAUUGGCCUUGAUUGUGGUUCCUCUCAAUCUGUAUGGAAGCUUAGCCCUGGAACCUGGGGAAGAAGAUGAGGGUGAAUCACCUAUUGGACCCUACUGCCACAUAGUGGCCUUCAUCAAUUCCUCAGUGUUUGCCUCUUCUAUUUACUCUUUGGCUACCAUCAGCCUGGAGCGUUACAUUGCAGUAUUUUUUCCACUGCACUAUAACAGGGUAAUGAGCCGUCGUCGGGUCAAAAUCCUUAUUGCUGCAGCUUGGCUAUUGCCACCCAUUUUUCUCUUUCCAAUCUCUAUCCCUGGUGGGACAGUCAUACGUGUCUAUUUCUCUCGAGCCUCACUUAUCUGUAAUCCAGACUAUGCCAGUAAUAUGGGUUACUCCCUGCUCCUAACAACUGUGAUAUUUUUUCCCUGCUCUGCUAUCGUCACUUUUGCUAAUCUAAGACUUUGGCUAGUGGCGAGAAGGCAGAGCAGGAGGAUGAGCGUAGGCUGGGCUGGGAGAACACAAACCAUAGACGUACCGACAGUAUGUAGCAGAGUAACUCAAAGCAGCAUAAAAAGAACCACCGGAAAUAUGUGCACAGUCAAGGAGUUUAGAGACAAAGGUCCACGCAGGGGAGAUCCAGCCUCCAGGGUAUUGGUUCCUGUGGUCAUUGUUUUCUACAUGUGUUGGACUCCAUGCAUGGUGACUAUCCUUUAUAAUGCCAUUACUCGGGAGAGGGUACAAGAAUGGGUGGAGUUUGUGGCAUUGUGGCUUCCAAGCGGCAAUGGCUUCCUGAACUGCUUUGUGUACUUCUGGAUCAACAAGAGCUUCCGACAAAAAUUCCGGCAGUUGGGGCGUAAAUUGUGCCUGUGGGGUUGUAGCCACUCCCAAACGAAACCCCCAAAACAUUCUGCCACCACUGUGUACCAACUAAACUGUAUGAACAACAGUCCAGUGGCAGCCUUGCAGGAAAGGUCGUGUAGCAUGACCUCUACAUGCAUGCUUCUUCCACAGCCAGCAGGGGAAACUAUUUUAUGA